Molecule: messenger RNA, 2697 nt
Organism: Apis cerana (Asiatic honeybee)
Lineage: Eukaryota; Metazoa; Arthropoda; Insecta; Hymenoptera; Apidae
Gene: tra2
Product: transformer 2
Molecular function (GO): RNA binding
Source: RefSeq, a predicted model, not a curated record
UUCGCAUUUGUAUACCACCUGGAAUUAUCAUUUCCGGCUGUUACCCGCUGAAACGGUCCAAAGAUUGUACGCCAUUUUUGCAUACUGACGCCACAGCGCAUUGUUCUGAACGUUUAAUCGGUUUUUGCUACAUUUAUUCUAUUUACUCAUAUUUAAAGUUCCAUAAUGAGUGACAUUGAGCGAAGUAGCAGUCGUAGUGCAAGUCCUAGAAGACCAAGAACAGCAGAUGGUGGUUUAAGAGACUCGCGUUCACAUUCAAGAUCACGUAAAUCACGAGAGCGUAAAGAAUCGCACCGACCAGUAAAAGAAUAUUCAAGAUCACGAAGCCGUUCAGUGUCAAGAGGAAGAAAGUCCUAUCGUAGCAGCAAAUAUGCCAGUGCAGGUCAUCGUGGUAGUAGUCGCAGUCGUAGUCGCAGCCGUAGUCGUUCUACUCACAGGUUUGCGCGAUAUUCCCGAAGCAGAUCUCGAUCAUACUUCCGUUCUCGUUACUCUCGCGAAUGUGAUAGGACCAUUUAUCGUUCACACUCCCGCAGUCCAAUGUCAUCUAGACGACGUCAUGUUGGAAACAGGGAAAAUCCCUCUCCUUCCAGAUGCUUAGGUGUAUUUGGACUUUCUAUUUUUACAACCGAACAGCAAGUACAUCACAUCUUUUCCAAAUAUGGUCCUGUUGAACGUAUACAAGUUGUAAUUGAUGCAAAGACUGGGCAUUCUAAAGGAUAUUGUUUUGUAUAUUUUGAAUCACUUGAAGAUGCUAAAGUAGCAAAAGAACAGUGUGCAGGAAUGGAAAUUGAUGGUCGAAGAAUGAGGGUAGAUUAUUCAAUUACACAACGAGCUCAUACACCAACACCAGGAAUAUAUUUAGGAAAACCUACACAUCUACAUGAUAGAGGAUGGGAUGGACCUAGAAGAAGAGACAGUAGUUAUAGAGGAAGCUAUCGACGUUCACCUAGCCCAUACUACAAUCGCCGUCGCGGUCGUUAUGACAGAUCUCGAUCACGCUCCUAUUCACCACGUAAGUUUAAUUUUUGUUUUAUUAUAUAACCCAAUAUAAGCAAUUUAUAUGAAUAAGUAUCUUUUAAAAAUAUUUAUAUAGUAAAUAAUAUAUAUUUUAUUAUAUAUCAUUAUUAUUAAAUAAAUUAAUUAAUUAAUAAAUAUUAAAUUAAAUUAAAUUUUAAAGAAAUCAAAUUGAAUAAAAUAAAUAAUUUUCAUAGAUACAAUAUAAUACUUUUUUUUUUAAUUAAAAUUUAUAUCAUUAUUUACUUACAAUAGAAAUUCUUGAUUUAGAUUCUUAUUUUUAUAAAUUGCUUAUAUUUAUUUUCAAGAAGAAUGUUUAAGUAAAGUACAAAUAAGUAGUUAAAUUAGCAAGAAUGGAAGACAGGAGCAUCAAGGAAUGCAUCCAAUAAAUCGUACGGUAGUAACUAAGUGUAACCCGUAACAUGGGUCAAACAAUCAUAGUUUUUGUUGCUUAAUGAAUUUCAGGUCGAUAUUAAGUGACACGAGUGUGAUGCGAGAGGCCAGAUGUUUGGGAGACCAUUUAUGUGACUUGACCCUUUGACCUCAAAUUUCUUCUAACAAUACUGUACCGGGUCAAAAAAAAAAAUGCAAAUGCUACAUUCUUACUACUAUUCUUACCUUACCUAGUUCUGCAUCAUAUGCAAUUAAUUACAGCAUUUAAAUUACGAUAUUGUAAAAUAUCAAUUAAUGAAAUAACCUAAUAUGCAAAGGAGUAUAGUAUAUUCUUUGCAUGAAAGAGUAAGGUUAGAAUGGAUAAAAACCUUAUUUUCAUAAUGUUUCUAUUAUUUUCUGGAUGAAUUUUUAUGAAGAUAAGGUUUAUUUAUUGUAACGGUAUGAUACUGAUAUGUGAAGGUUGGAAUAUAAUUGUUUCCAUUUUUCUUUGACUUUAAUUAUUUGCUUAAAAAUUAUAUUCCAGCCAUUCGGAUUUUAAAUAUCACUGAAAUGUGAUAUAAAUGUGGUAUUCCUAAAUGUUUAUAUGAAAAAGAAAAAAGAAAAAAGUGGAAAGAACGAAACACAUACAGAAAAGAACGAAACAAAACAAAUAAAAUUAAAAAUAGAAGUAUGUUCUCUAACCUGUUUGUUUGUUUAUAAGGUUUUGAAUCAAGAGGUAUUGGAUGAUAGAGGGAAGUUUGAAGUUUCACUCUGAAAAAAUGAAAGUUUUGAAAAGUUGAAGACAAGAUAUCUGAAGAUGUUUGUCUUGCUCGAAUUUCGAAGAUCUGAAGGUUUUUCGCGCUUGUGACAAAGAAUAUGAUCCGAAUCACAUUCCUUACCGGCUGAGAAGUCUCAAGCCUAGAAGAACUGCAAGCCUCAAGACAGUAAGAAAUCGUUGAUCAUCAGGCCCCCGAUCUGGACAAGCCAAUGGUUGGGGGUGAAACUGGUCGAACGUUUCAGAAAAUAUUCAAGAAACAUCGAAAUCUUUUAUGAGUAGGAAAGAGCGUAAGCUGCUCCAAGGUUUAUACUGAUCAUAUUCUUUAUCAGUUGAUUUGGUUAAAUGAUAUAUCCGUAAUUAGGUGUUAUAAAAUAAAUAAACAUAUAUACCUUCGCCCUUAUUCCCUCCACCAUCCUAAAACCUCCUAUGUAUCCUUAAGGGUGAUAUCCUAUUGUUUUCACUUUGUAUAGGAAUAAGCAGCGGAAAUUCGAAUUGAAACAACUAAUAAACAAUGGUUUUUUUUUUAAUGCAAA